AUGCUCAAGUCUUCAAUUGCGUUGCUCCUUGGAGCUUCUGUUGGUGUUCAUGCGUGCUCAACCCCCGUUGCCAACGCCGCUACGGUUGAGUUUGUCUCUGGGUUUGAAGGUUGGAGAGACUACGUCUAUCGCGAUCCUGGUAAUGGCUUCCAAACUCUUGGUUACGGCCAUCUUUGCAAGAAGCCUAACUGCGCUGAGGUUCCCUACAAGUUCCCUCCUCUGUCAAAGGCCGAUGGUCUUAAACUUCUUAGCAGCGACAUGGCCAUCGCUGAGAACUGUGUUACGAAGGAUAUAAAGGACAAGAUUGUUCUCAACGCCAACCAGUAUGGCGCUCUAGUUUCUUGGGCUUUCAACGUCGGCUGUGGCAAUGUCGCCUCAUCUAGCCUCAUCAGACGUCUCAAUGCUGGUGAGAACCCUAAUGUUGUUGCCGCUAGCGAGCUACCCAAGUGGAACAAGGAUGCCAAGGGGCAUGUUCUCCCUGGCCUUACCCGCCGCCGAGCCGCUGAAGUUAAGCUGUUUCAGACUCCAACCAGCGAGCAUGCUUUGCCUGCUUGCCAAAACCCUGGACCACCAAAGAGUACUUCAAAGCCUGCACCCCCCGCUACUCACAGCAAGACUCAGGACAAGCCAACAUCCACCGAGACAAAGACCAAACCCAGCCACAGUGAGACGAAGGGCACCCAUACCGAGACAACAAUCAAGCCAACGAGCCCCCAACCUUCUUCCACUACCCUUCCUACGGCUGCAAACUCCACACUCCCAUCCAACUGGAACACAAGUGCCAUACCUACGUCAGUGCCCAUGACAACCUCAAUUGUGUGGACCACCUCCAUCCACAUGGUUAUCUCAUGCGCACCAACUGUUACGAACUGCCCAGCUCACAGUACUGUGCUUGUUACCGAGACAGUCCCCGCGUACACUACUGUCUGCCCUGUGACUGAGACUGAGAAGGUCCAAUCUGGCCAACUGCCUGUUGCUACUAGCCUUGUCCCUACUACUACUUCUGUCACUGUUGUUGUUCCGCCUGCUCAAAGUGCCAACACAACACUGCCAACGGCCCCAGUGGCCGCUGGCGCCUCUACACUCAGCCUUCGUACAGCCGUUGUUGCUGCUGCUCUGGCUGCGGUCCUUAUGUAAGGGGUUGUACAGAGCUGGCAGGGAGAGGGUGACUGGAAAAGGUAUUAGUUUUCGUUAA
[Torrubiella] hemipterigena is the source of this 1195-nucleotide messenger RNA. Lineage: Eukaryota; Fungi; Ascomycota; Sordariomycetes; Hypocreales; Clavicipitaceae. The record is from the annotation of a GenBank genome assembly.